Messenger RNA from Erigeron canadensis, 2278 nucleotides. Its product is annotated as IQ domain-containing protein IQM4-like. The transcript is spliced from 9 exons. Lineage: Eukaryota; Viridiplantae; Streptophyta; Magnoliopsida; Asterales; Asteraceae. The record is from RefSeq and is a predicted model, not a curated record. The coding region runs from base 135 to 2021 and encodes 628 amino acids.
GAUUCUCAUUCCAUUUGGUAUAUUUUGAAUCUUUUGUUUGCUCAUUGUUUGCCAUUCUUAUUUUUUGUUGGGAAUACACUUUGACUUGAUUGAAUUUGAAGGUUGAAGAAAAGGUUGCUUAUCUGUUAUAGCUAAUGGGGUUGUCUUUUUCUUGGCCAUAUGCAAAUAUGAACGACAUAGAUGAUCACAUCGAAUCUAUAAUAUCUAAAUCAUUAAGCUUCAAAGAAAAUGAUGUGAGAAAGGUGUUGAGAUCCUUCAGUUUUGACGACUGCCGUUCGUCUAAGCUUGCAAAGAAGAGGUCAUUUAAGUCGAAGAUGAUGAUUCGAGGGUCUAUAAGCUUUAAUGAUAGAGAGCUCAACAGAGUUUCAACCUUCAAAAGUUCGUCGAUCGAAGUAUAUCACACACCUUCAAGAACCCCCGAAAUUCCAUUACCAGAACCUAAACCUAAGAUGAUUGAAUCUCUAGUCUCUGACCCUGAAACGCUUGGGCCCGAGUCACCAUCUGCUAAGCCACUUAUGAACCGUGAUUUGGCUGCAAUUAAGCUGCAGAAAACAUAUAAAAGUUUUAGAACGAGAAGACAGCUAGCUGACUGUGCAGUCUUAGUUGAGCAAAGAUGGUGGAAGCUGUUAGAUUUUGCCCAGUUGAGAUGUAGUUCGGUAUCAUUCUUUGAAGUUGAGAAACCAGAAACUGCUGUUUCACGUUGGUCAAGAGCAAGAACCCGAGCUGCUAAGGUGGGAAAAGGCUUGUUAAAAAACGAAAAGGCUCGCAAACUUGCCUUACAACAUUGGCUCGAGGCAAUUGAUCCUCGACACCGCUAUGGUCAUAAUCUGCAGUUUUAUUAUGCCAGUUGGCUUCUUUGUGAGAGUAGACAACCUUUUUUCUAUUGGCUUGACAUUGGGGACGGGAAAGAGGUGAAUCUUGAAAGAUGCCCACGGACAAAGCUUCUUCAGCAAUGCAUCAAGUAUCUUGGACCCACAGAACGAGAGGCGUAUGAAGUUAUUGUGGAGGAUGGGAAGUUUAUGUACAAACUGAGCAGGACCGUGAUUGAUACAAGCGGUACAUCAGAUGAUACCAAGUGGAUAUUUGUGCUUAGCACAUCAAUGGUUCUGUAUGUUGGGACGAAACAGAAAGGAAAAUUUCAGCAUUCAAGUUUUCUAGCUGGAGGAGCUACAAUAUCUGCUGGCAGGGUGGUGAUUAUAGACGGUGUCCUAAAGGCAGUUUGGCCUCAUAGCGGACAUUAUCUCCCGACAAAAGAAAACUUCGAUGCUUUCAUAUCGUUCCUUGAGCAACACAAUGUCGAUCUCAAUACUGUCAAGAAAAGCUCAGAUGAUGAGGACGAAAUUCCCUUUGAAGUGGCGGGAUUUGGAAUGCGAAAUAGUGUAUCUGAACCUAUUAUUUUUGGAGGUUCAGUAGAAACUACGAACACCAAAAGCUACCACCGGAAGAACUCCAGAAAGGAUCGAAGUAGCCGAUUUCUGCAUUUGUCAUCCGAUUUGAAGUCAAAGAUUACUGCACUUGAAAUUCCACAAAAUGAAAAACUUAUUUUGGCAUUCCAGAAAAAAGCUCAAGAAGCUGAAGCCGAAUCUGAACCAGAUUGUGAACCAGAAUCUGACUCUGAUAGCACCACCGAUUAUGAUACAGCAGAAGAGUUUUUCUCCGAUUUUGAACUUUUGGUUUCCAAAAGGAAUCUGUUUGAUUACGGUGAACAAGAUGAAGCCGAUAAUGAAUCCGUCCCACAGGAGAAAAUCUUGAAGAGGAUAAACUCCCAUAAAGAAAUCAAAUCUUUUCAGUUGGCUACGCAACUUAGUUGCAAGUGGACAACUGGAGCUGGGCCCCGUAUCGGAUGUGUUCGAGAUUACCCUGUGGAGCUACAAGCCCUUGCGAUGGAGGAAAUGUGCUUGUCACCAAGAAGUCCUACGACUAUGUCUCCUCGAAAGUUUGGUUGUGCCAACAUUUUACUUCAAGAAACAAGUAGUCCAUCAAAGAAAACUUAUGAAAAAAGUCCUUUGAAUCAGUCUUAGAAAUCAGAUUGGCUUUUUCAGAAAAUCAAAGUUGGUUUUGUAGAAAAGGAGUAAAGAUGGGAAGUAUUCUUUUUGUAAUCUUUUUUUUUUAGUCUUGCAAAAAAUAGCAAUGCCAUGAAUCUUUGAAAUUAGAUGGAGUUUUCAAAAAAGCUUUGGAACUCCACUUGUUUUUUUUAGGAACAAGGCAAGCUUGAUUGCAGGAUACCUUUAAAGUACUUUGUUGGUCUUUAUUAAAAAGUACUCGUAUUCGCCAUGAA